Molecule: messenger RNA, 540 nt
Organism: Papaver somniferum (opium poppy)
Lineage: Eukaryota; Viridiplantae; Streptophyta; Magnoliopsida; Ranunculales; Papaveraceae
Exons: 1
Coding region: 1-540 (179 amino acids)
Molecular function (GO): RNA-DNA hybrid ribonuclease activity; nucleic acid binding
Source: RefSeq, a predicted model, not a curated record
AUGCAUUUUGAUGCUUCUACUUCAUUCAUUCCCUCUAACUGGAAGCCACCUGAGAAUGAUGUGUUAAAAUUUAAUGUUGAUGCUUCAUUUGAUGCAAUAUCUAAUACUCUUGGUACUGGUGUUGUUUUACGCUCUCAUACAGGUGACUGCGAAGGGGUCAAAGGAUUCUACUCAAAUGGAGUUUUAAGUCCCGAGGCUGGAGAAUGCACUGCCAUACUUGAAGCUCUACAGUGGGCCAAAGAAAAGAAACUCACAAGGAUUCAGAUUGAAGCAGAUGCAAAGCUAGUAGUACAAUCGAUAACUGAUAAUGUUCUUCUCAUACAAUUGGAGAACAGGAAUAUCUUAAAACAGAUCAAGAAUCUUAGUUCAAGUUUUAUUCAUUGCAGUUUUUCUUUUGUCAGUAGGAAUGAUAAUAGAGUAGCUGAUCUAGUUGCAAAAACUGUCAGAGAAUCAGCUACUAGCUUAUUUCUUCUUAGUAACUUUUCUGGGGAAAUUUGUAAUCUCUUGGCAAGAGAUAUUAACAAUAUUUCAUCAACUUAA